This is a messenger RNA of Ailuropoda melanoleuca (giant panda), 1219 nucleotides long. It is a transcript of the gene CHRAC1, whose product is annotated as chromatin accessibility complex subunit 1. The transcript has 3 exons. NCBI's taxonomy places the organism in Eukaryota, Metazoa, Chordata, Mammalia, Carnivora, Ursidae. The record is from RefSeq and is a predicted model, not a curated record. Gene Ontology annotation, biological process: chromatin remodeling; DNA-templated DNA replication. Gene Ontology annotation, cellular component: nucleus; CHRAC. Gene Ontology annotation, molecular function: protein heterodimerization activity. The coding region runs from base 109 to 504 and encodes 131 amino acids.
ACACUACAACUCCCACGGGGCAGCGGGACACCGCUCCCGCACCCUCCAGGCCGGCAGGCCGCCUGCCUCGCGGCGGGUCCGGCAGCCACCGCAGGGCGGGGCGCGAAGAUGGCGGACGCGGUCGCGGGUAGAGACAAGUGCGGAGAGCCGCGGCUCGUGUCGCUACCCCUGUCCCGCAUCCGGGUCAUCAUGAAGAGCUCCCCCGAGGUGUCCAGCAUCAACCAGGAGGCGCUGGUGCUCACGACCAAGGCCACGGAACUCUUUGUUCAAUAUCUGGCCACCUAUUCCUACAGACAUGGCAGUGGAAAAGAAAGGAAAGCACUCACUUACAGUGAUUUAUCAAAUACUGCAGAGGAAUCAGAAACUUUUCAGUUUCUUGCAGAUAUAUUACCAAAGAAGAUUUUAGCUAGUAAAUAUCUGAAAAUGCUUAAAGAGAAGAGGGACGAGGACGAGGAGGAGAAUGACAGCGAUGAUGGGAGUAACGGGGACGAAGCAGAAUCCUAGACCAAACAGGAAGUGCUUUAGAAAUCAGCCUGCUGAGGACCCUCCUGGAUUAGCAGCAUUGCUUGGAAGUAAGCACAACACUGUGACUUUAGACUCCUCACUUUUUGGAGACUUCAAGUACAUUGGAUUCCUUCCUGGCUGAGAUAGAACACCUGAUGUGCCCAUACCAUAAAUGGCCAGAAGGAAAGUGACCCAGACAGCAGCCUCUCUCUGAGGGGCCCACGCUGCAGUUCAGGGGCACGGGGACACCGAGAGAGCUGCCUGUACAGUCAGGCCCUGACCGUUGAUCCGCAGCUGUAAGCUGUAGAGACAGAAAAUUUUGCUUCACUUUUUAAUUUACAGAUAGAUUUUGAAGAGCUUCUAAACACCAGUUGUGUAAAUUCAUAGAUGUAUAUUUGGAAAUUAGUUCUUGUAAACAACUAGAUGUAGUUUGAGCUAAAUAUAUAGUUUAUGGGUAGUAUGUUACAUUUGAAAAUUUGAAGAUUUGUCCAAAUACUGCAAUUUUUAUUAACUGUAAAGAAAUAAAUUUCUUUAUUAGAAGCUUUAUGUAGUUUUUUUAGUAAAUGCUUUGUGGAACUAGUUUUAGAGCUCUCUGUUGUUCUAAUGUCUUGCUUAUUACCUGAGACUUCUGCAAAAUUUAAAAAGAAGCAUUUCUAACACUUACUCGCAGAGGGGGGAAGAAUCUCAAGUCAAUUAAAUCAAAUACAAGAAGAAA